CCAAAAUCAAACGCUUCUCCCCUCCAAAACCCCAACGCCUCGCCGUCGCCGGCCUCGCCUCCGCCGCGGGUUCCGCCAGAAGCGAUGCCCCGGAAGCUGCGGGCGCUCCGCAAGAGCCACGCCCUCGCCGGAGCCGCCCCUAAUGCCGACCUCGUCCGUAUCCCCUCCGCACGGGUAUCCACCCCAGCUCAAACCCUCGCUUCGGUGGCGACACAGGGUCGCGAUGACGCGGAGAAGCGGCGGGUGGUCGGUGUGGUGGUGGGAAAGGGCUGCUUGAAGCGGUCGGUGGGUGGUGCCAGCGGCGGGGGUUCCGGUUCGUCCAAAAAGGUGAGCUUUGUGUUGGAGCCCCAGGUGCGGGUCAUGUCACCAGCUGCUGCCAACACAAGGGGAACGCGGAAGGGCGGGGAGACCGUUCCUGUUCCUGGUGAUGACGGUGCUGACGUAGGCGGAGGGAGGCCUCGUCGUCAAACCCGUGUCCAACUUGGUGGUGGUUCUGCUCCAGUGGUAGGGGCACAUGCUCCGGUUAGGCGGUCUAAGAGGAUUGCGAUGAAUUUGGGUGCUGGAGUUGAGCAGCUUACUGCUCCGGCUAAAGCAAUUUCGGCAGCUCCGGCACCUACUGAUUUAGCACAUUCUAACAUAGUUGGAAGUAAUGCUCCCAAGGCUGAGGAAGAAGAUGAGGUAGAAGAAACUGUUGGCAAGACGCGGAACAAGAAGAGAAAGUGCAUGGAUAGUUCUGUGCAUAUGAUUCUCAAUGCACAAAUUGGAGUUCCUCGUAGAUGCACAAGGUCGAGCGGCCGGCUACCAGCAGCCCCUUUGGUAUGCUCUCAUGUGCUUGAGAAGAGAGGGCGGAUGAAGGUAACAUAUGUUAAGGAACAGACAUGUGUUGAGGAGCAACCUGCUGAAGAUCAAGACUUAGGUAGAACACUAAAUUCUGGAUUAAUUGCUCUUGAGAGCAAGAGAAGUUGCAGCAAGGUGCAAGAAGAUGAACUUGCUGCGCAAAGGGCUGCUAAGGAGGAAACAUCAGGUAGGGCCACAAGAUCAAGCUCAAUAGCAGCUGCUAUGAUGUCUCCCACUGUCGUUGAGUACAGGAGGACAAGGAACACAGAAGAUGCACGCUCUGAUGGGGAGAUGCCUAUAAAGGAUGCUCCUGUUCUCGGUGGUUUAAGGAGUAGAGCUGGUCAGGGUAACAAUGGUGUGGUGGAGGAAAGUCACUUUGUCAAGAAAUUGGGAAAUAGGAGGGGACCCAGUAAACCAACUACUUGCAUCAACAGGCAUCAACAGCUUGCAUCUUCUAUAGAGGAAGAAUAUCAAGAACACGGUGUUGCUCCCUUUAAGGCCCCUCCACUGAGGCAAUCUAGGCGAAACCAUUCCGCUGCCAGAGAAUUGUCGUCCACGCACAAUGCGGCAAAUGAUGGCAUAGAGGAUAAUGUGGCGAAGGAAGACGAACAUUUGGAGUUACCAAGGAAUGGCAGAGCUAAGGAUUGUGCCGGUGCAGAGGAGCAAGUGGCCGAGGUGGUAGUGAGAAAAGGGUGUUUGAAGCAUCCAGGGGCUGAUGCGAGCAGUGGCAGCUCCAGUGCUGCCAAAAAGGUGAGAUUUGUGUUGGUGGAGCAGGCAGAAGCGGAGAUGGUUGGAUUCAGGAGGCCAUGGGUAACAUGGUCCCCUGUUGUUGCCAAGACAAGGGGUAGGCAGAAGGCCAGUGUGACUCUUUGUAACGCCCUCGAUGCGGCUAUAUCUCCCACGUGUCGAAGCACGACUUAGAGGCAUAACCGCAUUGAAAGCAAUGUCGCAAGUGAGGCUUGCAGCAACUCAAGGAAAAUAUGAUGAUGGUUUGUAGAGUAUAUUAUAGAUGGUGCGUUCACAACAUUCAUCAUCGAUGCUUGACAGAGGCAGAUCCCAUCACUAAUCUCAGCAGCAAUAGUUGCAACCAAACAUGGGCUGAAUGCGUACUGACGGCCCGCACCGUACCCCCACCUUGUGGGGGACGAGCUCCGCAGCUCCUACGUCGACGUCUACUCCAACCUUCUCUCCAGCAGCAAGGGGCUCAUGAGCAUAUUUGGUUCGUCGAACAAAAGAAGGAUUUGAGGAUUUGAGGUACUCAAAGAUGUCAAGGGCAUUCUCAAGCCAUUGAAGUAACUGUUCUUGCCAAGCGCAGUCUAGGAUGUUAGUGUUAGUUUACAUACAUGGUUGACAUUUCUUCUCGAACCUCACACUUAUGCAAGCACUAACUGGGAAGCCUGAUAGAAGUCUCAAGAGUUCUAUUUGCUUAUGGUGGACGAGAAGCAGUAUUUCGUGGGAUAGAACAUUUUGCCAGUAACUGAUCUGGUCAUGGGAUGUACUCUCAAAAUGCAAGACGCGAUGCUCGCUCUGCCAGGUAGCUAUGGGUCCAAAGUGUGCAUAACUCUUGCUAACCUGGACGUAUUGUCUUUUAGAAACAG
Messenger RNA from Triticum dicoccoides, 2435 nucleotides. RefSeq lists its product as uncharacterized. The transcript has 9 exons. Lineage: Eukaryota; Viridiplantae; Streptophyta; Magnoliopsida; Poales; Poaceae. The record is from RefSeq and is a predicted model, not a curated record. The coding region runs from base 85 to 1758 and encodes 557 amino acids.